Molecule: messenger RNA, 2663 nt
Organism: Schistosoma haematobium
Lineage: Eukaryota; Metazoa; Platyhelminthes; Trematoda; Strigeidida; Schistosomatidae
Gene: SQV7
Product: UDP-sugar transporter sqv-7
Exons: 12
Coding region: 196-1140 (314 amino acids)
Cellular component (GO): Golgi apparatus
Molecular function (GO): GDP-fucose transmembrane transporter activity; antiporter activity
Source: RefSeq, a predicted model, not a curated record
GACAUUUUCAAGGUCAUCUUAGCGUCGCAAGAAAUCGUUCGUAAAUUUUAGUCUCACCGGUUACUGUUAGUUUUGUUAGACUUAAGUACCAAGUGUUUAAAGAAUGGUCAAGCUCUUACUCAUAAAGUAAACAAAACUCAAGUUCCUCAAUACUUUUUAAAGAAAUUAUAAUCUGUCAAAUUUUGAAUCGUCGAAAUGUCUGUACGGAGAAUUGCUUUUGUCGCCCUGAUAUAUAUGAGUUUUUCUAUUUCUAUCAUUUUUUCAAACAAAUUAGUUCUGACUACUUUCAAAUUUCCUUCAUAUCUGUUGCUGGCAUUAAUUCAAACUCUGUUUACUUUCAUACUAAUACAAACUCUAUGUUCAUAUCGCAUCCGAUCAGAUGAUUUCACAGAAGUUCCUAUUAAGAUUUUACCGCUGUCCAUUUUUUCUGCAGUUGACAUUGUUAUGGGCAUUGCCGGUACAGGAAGCCUCAGUUUACCUUUGUUUACAGCUUUGCGAAGGAUUUCUAAUGUUCUCAUUAUGGUUGGUGAAUAUCUUUUAUUAGGGACUAAAAGAAGUAUUCCUAUUUACUUGUCAGUCAUUGUUAUGGUUAUCGGAGCAGUAAUCGCCGCCAUUGGUGAUAUUACUUUUGACCCUAUUGGAUAUACAUAUAUUUUAAUUAACAAUAUUUCAACAACUGGGAAAGCACUUUUAACAAAAUCCAGACUUAGAGAUUAUGAUUUUUCAAGCGUUGAGCUGUUAUACUUUAAUUCAUUAUUAAUGCUGCCGAUUCUCUUCAUUUUGGUAUAUGUACAAUGUGACUUUACAGAGAUCAUUCAGUUUGAACAUUGGCUAGAUCCUCUAUUUUUAUUGUAUUUUAUGUUUUCCUGUUGUUCUGCUGUGGCAUUAAACUAUACUCUCGUUCAAUGUACUCAAUAUACUUCUGCAUUAACAACUAGCAUUUUAGGUGUCAUUAAAAAUAUAUUGGUGACCUAUGGUGGGAUGUUUGUUGGUGGUGACUAUGUGUAUACGACCCUAAAUUUCACUGGUCUUACUGUAAGUACUAUUGGAGCGGUCUUAUAUGUUGUUUACAACUACAAAUCCACACAAUCAAAAAGUUUACCAACAAAAUCGAGAACUUUAAUUGGUCCAUUGACCUAGUUUGGCUACUUCUGGUUGGCUCACUAUAUCAAUAUAUGUUCCGAAAUUUUUCAUUUACCUUACACUGUACACUAGUUCGUUUUUACGUAAACAUGCCUAGUAACUUUCCAUUUCACUUAAUACAAUUAAUAAUAAAUUUAUUAUGAAAAAGUGAUUUGUAAAGUUUUGUUCAAUAUGUAGGAAAGUUUUGAUCAUAAACUAAUAUUUGAAAAUUGAUCUAGCAGUACUUUGGCGAUCGUUUCGUCUUAAUAAUUAAUUCCCCAGCAGUACACAAUCUGCUAUUUUUGAAGAGAUCAUGAGUUCAUCUAAUCUGAGAACGGAACGAAGACUGUAACACAAUGGUUAAUAAGCUAGUUAUUCCAAUGCAUCCCAUUUCCGCUAACUAGAGAGAGAAGUUCAAUUACGGAAAAGGGAAUAUAUUCCACAAGCAGUCAGAAGCACGAACAACAACAAGCACAACGCAAGCGUAUAUAUACAACGUUAAAAUGUCUUUGGGAGGCGUUACAAAAUAGCAUACUAAAAAGUACAACGAACCAAUAGCGUUUAAGAUCAACCCAAGUGGAAAAUAUGACAUGAAGGUAAAAAUAAGCGCUUUAGGCGCGAAAAUAAGAGAUUAAAAUUUUAAAAAUAGAAUCACAAAAUAAGGUAUUUACCAAGUGAGUUCUGGAGAUCUAACACCACACAAUCAAACAAAAGAGUUCCCGAUAUUGCUGGUAGCACAAUACAAACCGAUCAUUGAGCUAAAGUCCAGCUGUUUACGUUUGCGACUUCAGUCAAUUUGCAAUAUGUUGGGACCAUUACCUCACUCGAUUGGUGGUUUUAUGCCUCAGCUCCGAUUCAGUUGACUCCACAGAUCACAGCUUGUUAGAGUUCAGUAGGUCACAUUAUAGCAAAGAAGAAUAGUAGAAAAUAAGCUGGACAUUGCUCGUCUGUUAGAAAUUUAGAGCUAGACAUUAGGUGUAUGUUUAUACACGUGCUGCUUUUUCCAAGUAGUCUGGUGUAAAAAUAAUUUUAAGACUUAAGAUCUUCAAGUUCAGUUAUUUUUCACAAAUAAAAGCAUGGUAAAUUGGUGAUCUAAACGUGAAUUUUGUUCGUACUGACCACAUACAAUUCAAACAUAAACAACGUGGUGAGCAGAGGUUAGUCUCAUUUAGUCAUAAAAAAUAUGAUCUGGAGUCGUGAACUACUACCCUUAAGGUUUGAUUAUAUAUUAAUUGCAUUUACAACCUCGAUUGAAGUGAUGCUCCCCAUGAGAUUCAAACUUCUUUCACUAGAACAGUUGCAGUUAAGCUGUUUGUAGAGCCGAGGUGCUUAGACACUAGGUGGUUACUUUGUAAUGAUCCGUGAUGCUCCUUGUUCUUGGUGUUGUUCUGCUUCUAUCUAUCCAGUUGGGUUGAAUGAUUCGUUCAAUGGUGCAAACCAGAAAACGUCAUUGUUCGCCGAAUAAUUAAACUUACCAUUUGUGAGUUUUAUGCAGUAUAUCAUAUAACAGUAGGUUCAUCAUAUGGUUAUUGAUAUAAUGC